GGUUCUAUAUCGUCAUUCUCACGAAUUACAAAACCCUACAACAAUGGCUGUCUCUUCAAUCCAUGUAUUGGCUAUCUUCUCUUUCGUUCUCGGCCAUUGUUUAUUCCUUAACAUUGAAGCCACCCACCAUGCUUACAGAAACCUUCAGAGUACUGUAUCUUCUUCUUCCUCAAAUCAACCUUACAGAACUGGUUUCCACUUCCAACCUUCCAAGAAUUGGAUCAACGAUCCUAACGGACCAAUGAGAUAUAAGGGACUAUACCAUUUGUUCUAUCAAUACAAUCCCAAAGGAGCUAUUUGGGGGAACAUUGUGUGGGCUCAUUCUGUAUCAAAGGAUCUUGUAAACUGGACCCCACUUGACAAAGCCAUCUACCCCUCUCAGCCGUCCGAUAUCAACGGCUGUUGGUCAGGAUCAGCCACGAUCUUUCCAGAUGGCAAGCCUGCCAUUCUAUACACAGGAAUUGACCAAAAUAACAACCAAGUCCAAAACUUGGCCUAUCCCAAAAAUGCCUCAGACCCCUACCUCAGGGAAUGGAUUAAGAUCCCACAAAACCCCUUGAUGGCUCCCGCUAGUUCUAAUGGAAUCAAUUCUAGCUCAUUCAGAGACCCUACGACUGCUUGGCUAGGCAAAGAUGGGCACUAUAGAGUCCUAGUUGGGAACAAAAGAGACACUACAGGGAAGGCACUACUAUAUAGAACUAAAGAUUUUGUUCAUUGGGUUAAAGCCAAACAUCCUCUUUAUUCUGCUAAAGGCACUGGAAUGUGGGAGUGUCCUGAUUUCUUCCCUGUCUUGUCUAAGUCCAUGUUUGGGGUUGAUACUUCUUUUGAUGGACCUUAUGUUAGGCAUGUGCUUAAGGUUAGUUUGGAUGAUAAAAAGCAUGAUUACUAUCUCAUUGGGACUUAUGAUGCAAAGAAGGAUAAGUUUAUCCCGGAUAGCGGAUUCCAGAAUCUUGACUCUUUCUUGAGGUAUGAUUAUGGAAAAUAUUAUGCCUCCAAAACGUUUUUUGAUGAUGCAAAGAAGAGAAGAAUUUUGUUAGGAUGGGCUAACGAAUCCUCAAGCGUUGCUGAUGAUCUCAAUAAAGGGUGGUCAGGGAUUCAUGCAAUUCCAAGGGCCAUUUGGCUUCACAAGUCAGGGAAACAACUGGUGCAAUGGCCGGUGCCUGAAAUUGAGAAGCUACGUGCAAAACCAAUCAGCUGGCCAAUCAAAGUGCUCAAGGCUGGUCAGCUCCUCCAAGUCACUGGUAUCACAGCUGCACAAGCUGACGUAGAAGUUUCAUUUGAAGCAAAAGGGUUUGAGAAGGCAGAAGUAUUGGACUAUUGGAUGGACCCACAAGUUCUGUGUAGCAAAAAGGGUGCAGCAGUAAAAGGUGAAUUAGGACCUUUUGGUUUGCUUGCUCUUGCUUCAAAGGACUUGAAAGAAAACACUGCUGUCUUCUUUAGAAUCUUCAGAUACCAACACAAACCCUUGAUCCUUUUCUGUAGCGACCAAAGCAGGUCUUCAUUGAAUAAAAAUAAUGAUCUCACCACUUAUGGAACCUUUCUUGAUGUUGACCCUUCUCAUGAGAAUCUCUCUCUUAGAAGCUUGAUUGAUCGCUCAGUAGUGGAGAGUUUUGGAGGAGAAGGCAAGGCAGUGAUCACAGCCAGAGUUUACCCCACUUUGGCAAUCAAUGAUGAGGCACAGCUCUAUGUCUUCAAUUAUGGAUCUGCUAAUGUCAAGAUCACCAGAUUGAAUGCUUGGAGCAUGAAGAAAGCACAAAUCAACUGAGCCAAAAAAAAAAAAAACAAAUAAUAAUAAUAAAGGGAUCCAAUUUAUUAGAAUGAACUUUGAGGAAUAAGUAUCUUUCAAGGACUGAGGCAUAUAUACGAGGCUUUUGAGUCCUUCUGUGUGAUGCAACUUUUGCUUUGAUGAAGUUUACUCAUGGGUUCUCUCCUCAGCACAAUUUUUACAUUCAUCUGUAGCACUUGUAAUUAGAAAUUGAUCAGGAAUAUGUUUGUAAACAAGUUAAUUUACGCUUGAUAUUAUUGUCAAUUUGUAGUACCGUUUAUUCUCACAAAUUUAAUUGAAGUUUCGGUUUGAUCCACUA
Molecule: messenger RNA, 2084 nt
Organism: Prosopis cineraria
Lineage: Eukaryota; Viridiplantae; Streptophyta; Magnoliopsida; Fabales; Fabaceae
Product: beta-fructofuranosidase, cell wall isozyme-like
Exons: 7
Coding region: 44-1765 (573 amino acids)
Biological process (GO): carbohydrate metabolic process
Molecular function (GO): hydrolase activity, hydrolyzing O-glycosyl compounds
Source: RefSeq, a predicted model, not a curated record